AUGUCGGCAGAACAGGCCAAGCAGGAAGAGCUGGCUCCUGCCGCUUCCACCUCCACCACCACAACCACAACCAUGACCAUCGAGGAGGCCAAGCAAGAGGCUCUUCGCCAGGUCGAGUUCUACUUCCACGAUUCGAACCUGCCCUUUGACAAGUUCCUCUUCACUUUGACCCGCAAGGACCCAGAAGGCUGGGUGCCCAUCGCCACCAUCGCCUCGUUCAAGCGCAUGCGAGCCAUCAACGACUUGCUCGGCCUCGACGGCAUCGCAGACGUUCUCCGCCAGUCCAAGGAUCUGCUCGAUGUCAGCGCCGAUGGACAGAACGUGCGCAGGAGGAAGGAGCUCGUGCCCGUCAAGGACGCCUUUGACCGAUCCGUCUACGCCAAGGGUUUCGGUGAGGAGACCGAGACCUUGCAGAAGGAGCUCGAGUCGUUCUUCUCCACCUUCGGCAAGGUCAACAGUGUCCGAAUGCGUAGGGACAUGGAAUCCACCGCCAAGCCCAAGCCUUUCAAGGGCUCCGUUUUUGUCGAGUUUGCCGAGAUGGAAGACCGAAACAAGUUCCUCGCCCAAGCAGCAACCGUGGAGCCCGAGCAAGACGGCGGUAAGGGCAUCUCGUUCCAGGAUCAGCAGCUCUCCGCCAUGAGCAAGGAUGCCUACGUCAAGAUGAAGAUGGAGGAGAAGGGAAUCGACCCUAGCAACAACAAGAUCAACCGCGGCGGCGACUCGGCCCCCAAGAAAUUCAACGCUUUCAAGGAGAUGAACAAGCGCGAGCGCGAUGGUUCGCGUGAGCAGCGCAAGAAGGAUGACGACAAGCCCAAGCGCUCGGACCCGCUCGAGUUCGAGUACAACGGCAAGCCGCUCACCACGCGCCCCGAUGGCACCGUCGACCCGGACGCCGUCACUUUCCCCGCCAACUCGGUGCUCAAGUUCACCGGCGCCGGCGAAGGCGGCAACUGGAAGGACCUCAAGGAUACCCUGGUCACUGUCCACCCGACUUCGUUCGUCGAGUUCCCUACUGGCGCCGUCGAGGGUGCCGUCGGCUUCAAGGAGCCGCUUUCCGACGAAAAGCUGGCCGAGAUCAAGAGCAAGAACAUCACCGUCGGAGGCAAGGUCGUCGAAUUUGCCCGCGUCGAUGAGGAGACAUCCAAGAAGUUCUACAUUGAGCGCGCCAACUUCCGUGCGUCGUUCAUGCUCGACCGACGCGAGCAGGACAGCCAGCGCGGCGGCCAGCGCGGUAAUGGCAGCUACCACCGCGGCGGAGGUCGUGGCGGUCGAGGCGGCAAGUUUGGCCGUGGAGGCGGACGCGGUGGAUUCGGCAGGGCUGGUGGCGACAAGCGAAAGCGUGACAAUGACAACAGCAACAGCAACAGCAAUGCUCGCGACGACGGCGCACCACCUGCCAUCGGCAGCAAGAAGGCCAAGACUGAAGAGUAA
Molecule: messenger RNA, 1431 nt
Organism: Sporisorium graminicola
Lineage: Eukaryota; Fungi; Basidiomycota; Ustilaginomycetes; Ustilaginales; Ustilaginaceae
Exons: 1
Coding region: 1-1431 (476 amino acids)
Biological process (GO): RNA processing
Cellular component (GO): nucleus
Molecular function (GO): mRNA binding
Source: RefSeq, a predicted model, not a curated record